AACAAGACGCGUUCCGGGCACGCGCGCACGUGCCGUGAUUAGCUGGCGUGAUAUAUAUUUCCUGUCUCGCGUGAUCUUUUCACUAAACUCCACGCACAGAAACACUUUGAGGACAAAUAAGAAACACUUUGAGGACAAUAAUAAGAAACACUUUGAGGACAAUAAUACGUGUUUUGCUACGUGGUGGAAAGUGACGUCACCUGCGUGGAUCCUCCAUAGAGGAGAGGAGAGCAGACACAGCAAGUGUCACUGGACGACAAUGAGCGUGGAAGUGUGACGCUGUGGACCUCACCUGCUGCUUUAUUCACUUUUAAUAAUACUCUUGUCGCCACGAUGGGGGAACAACCCAUCUACACCACCAGGGCCCAUGUGUUCCAGAUAGACCCUAGUACCAAGAAGAACUGGGUCCCUGCCAGCAAGCAGGCUGUUACUGUCUCCUACUUCUAUGACAGCACACGCAACAGCUAUCGCAUCAUCAGCGUGGAUGGAACCAAGGUGAUCAUCAACAGCACCAUCACAGCCAACAUGAUGUUCACCAAGACCUCCCAGAAGUUUGGUCAGUGGGCCGACAGCCGAGCCAACACAGUCUUUGGUCUGGGAUUCACUUCUGAGCAGCAGCUCUCCAAGUUUGCUGAGAAGUUCCAGGAAGUGAAAGAGGCAGCGAAGAUGGCAAGAGAGAAAUCUCAAGACAAGGUGGACAUCAGGAGCACACGUAUCGACCUCAAUAAUGAUACUUUUGAUUUCAAGCAGGACUCUGGACCUGCAUCUCCAGGGUCCAAGCAGGCCUCCAGCUUCAAUGGUACUGAUGAUGAGAAGAUCUUCAAAGUGGGUCCAGAGAUGCUCCUGAUGAAGACUGAGCAUGAAAGUGCAGCAGAACAAAGCAGCAGCAGGAAGUGGGAGGCGGAGCUCCAGAGUCUGAGGGAGAAGAACUCCAUCCUGGUGGAGGACUUGCACCAGUCGUCUACCAAGAUGGACGUGUGGAAGAAGCAAGUCAGCGCCUGCAAGGAGGAAAGUGACGCACUUCGACAAAAGAUUGCACAACUAGAGUACCAGUACCAGGAGGCGGGUCAGGAGCAGCAAAGGAACGCAGAACUUUCAGUGCGUGUGCAGCAGUUGGAGGCGGAGCUACGUGACAAAGAGCAGGAGGUAGAGAACCUGAGGAAGCAGGCAGAGAUAAUCCCCCAACUCAUGGCCGAGUGUGACAACAUCACUUCCAAACUGCAGGUGACAGAGAGCAGGAAGGUGGAGUUAGAGAGCAGGAUGGAUGUUCUCCACGUGGACGUAGAAGACAGCCGACAGAAGCAAAGUGGCGUGAAGGCGGAGCUAAAGAAGCUGACGGAGGUUCUGGACGCCAAGAUCGAAGAACUGCACGACUUCCGUCACGGCUUAUCUCGCCUGGGCGCUGACAACUGAACACUGGGGGCGUGUCCUCUCAACAUGACUCCUCCCUCUUUGUGCAACUGAACACUGGGGGCGUGUCCUCUCAACAUGGCCCCUCCCCCUUUGUGCUUUCCCAACAGGCUCGCUAAGGGCUACAAGCUAACGCUAACAACAAGAAGUCCACUUCCUGCACAGGUGUUCCUCUCAGGUGUGUCACAUGACACCAAGUGCCUCCAGGCUUUUUUCUCUCCUCUGGACACUACUAGUACUGUAAUACUAGUACUAGUACUAGUACUACCACUCUCAUACUAGUACUAGUACAAGUACUACUAAUGCAGCUACUCUACUUUUCUUUACACUUCAAGUCAACCCAAAUAAACAAAAGACACUUUUAA
Entelurus aequoreus (snake pipefish) is the source of this 1775-nucleotide messenger RNA. It is a transcript of the gene homer2, whose product is annotated as homer scaffold protein 2. The transcript is spliced from 10 exons. The coding region runs from base 334 to 1413 and encodes 359 amino acids. Gene Ontology annotation, molecular function: G protein-coupled glutamate receptor binding. Gene Ontology annotation, biological process: G protein-coupled glutamate receptor signaling pathway; regulation of store-operated calcium entry. The record is from RefSeq and is a predicted model, not a curated record. NCBI's taxonomy places the organism in Eukaryota, Metazoa, Chordata, Actinopteri, Syngnathiformes, Syngnathidae. Gene Ontology annotation, cellular component: cytoplasm; postsynaptic density; dendrite.